UAAUUCCAAUUUUGUCCUAGCUGUCUGAAGUGAAAAUAUAAUUGUUUAGGCAAAAUAACUUCUAGAACGCUUAAAAUCAACAAAUUACUUAUUUCAUUAUUUAUAGCUUUUUGAUAUGAUGACCAGCUUUGUGACUAGCCUGAUAGGAAAGGGAGGGGAGGGGGCAAUCUUAAGCACAUACCGUGGCGCCUUCAUUACGGCAGUAAAUCCUAUGUUAAAUCUUAUGGGCGAAAAAUAGUUCGAGCAGCCGCUAAAGUGACAUCAGCGCCAGCCCUCCCCUCCAACGACGCAAUCACAGCAAAUAACCGCCCAAUAGCAGCAACGGAGGAGGGGCUAGGGUGUCUCUCGGUUAACGUGCGACCUCUAGCGGCUUAAUUGAGCGGUGCAAACCGAAACAAAGUUGCACAUUAGUCGCAGAGUCGUGGAAGAGACAGGUAGUUAAAGCAACUCGAGAACAUGGCACUCAACUGUGAAGGAAAGGACUCAAACUCCUUGUCGAAAGAUUCAAACAAAUCAUCAGAAGUAAUUGAUGAAACCCCAUUAAGAUGCAGUUACAGUCAUACUAGGCGACUUAUGCGUAAAGGAGCUUCAUUUCCUGCAUGCAGGUACCUCCUCAGAGAUAUAAUUAAACAUGAAAAAAAGGAAAAGGCUGAUGCCGAAGCCGCCAGUAAUGCAGCUGCGGCUGUAGCUAUCAAUAUGAUUUUACAAGCUACUAGUGAUGAAAGCAAUGCCAUAAUUGAUAGCAGGGAAGACUCUCAUUUUGAAGUGGAACUUGUAGAUUGCAUCGUUGAAAUUAACGAUGCCGAACAAGAUGUAACGACGGCGGCCAACAUUAGCAAUUAUCCAAUUUUAGAAGUGGAUACUGAUUUGCUUACCAGUAAUGAGAGUUGAGAAAAAUCAAAAUAAAAAUUAGUAAUAAAAUAGUAUUUAGUUUUUAAAAAAUGUCGUUUUUAACUUAUUU
Messenger RNA from Nasonia vitripennis (jewel wasp), 961 nucleotides. RefSeq lists its product as uncharacterized. The record is from RefSeq and is a predicted model, not a curated record. Lineage: Eukaryota; Metazoa; Arthropoda; Insecta; Hymenoptera; Pteromalidae. The transcript has 3 exons. The coding region runs from base 457 to 891 and encodes 144 amino acids.